This is a messenger RNA of Lachancea dasiensis, 747 nucleotides long. Lineage: Eukaryota; Fungi; Ascomycota; Saccharomycetes; Saccharomycetales; Saccharomycetaceae. The record is from the annotation of a GenBank genome assembly.
AUGCCUAAGCUAGUUCUUGUCAGACACGGUCAAUCCGAAUGGAACGAAAAAAACCUUUUCACCGGAUGGGUGGACGUUAGAUUGUCCGCUGUUGGUGAAAAAGAAGCUGCGCGUGCCGGUGAACUUUUGAAGGAAAAGAACGUCAACCCUGACAUUUUGUUCACCUCUAAGUUGUCCAGAGCCAUUCAAACUGCCAACAUCGCUUUGAGCUCUGCCGACAGACUAUGGAUCCCAACUGUCAGAUCGUGGAGACUAAACGAAAGACACUACGGUGCUUUGCAGGGUAAGGACAAGGCUGCUACUUUGGCCGAAUACGGUGAAGAACAAUUCAACACCUGGAGAAGAUCGUUCGACGUUCCUCCUCCACCAAUCGAGGACAAGUCUGAAUUCUCGCAAAAGGACGACGAAAGAUACAAGGACGUCGACCCAAGUGCCAUCCCAGCCACCGAGUCUCUAUCGAUUGUCAUCGAAAGAUUGUUGCCAUACUGGCAAGACACCAUCUCCAAGGAGUUGUUGGAAGGCAAGACCGUUAUGAUCGCCGCCCACGGUAACUCUUUGAGAGCCUUGGUCAAGCACUUGGAAGGCAUCUCGGACGCCGACAUUGCCAAGUUGAACAUCCCUACCGGUAUCCCACUGGUGUUCGAGUUGGACGACAACUUGAAGCCAACCAAGCCUUCUUACUACUUGGACCCAGAAGCCGCUGCUGCUGGUGCCGCUGCCGUUGCUUCUCAGGGCCAGAAGAAAUAG